UUAGGCAGAAAUUAUGAGAUAAUGGGCAGGCAGUGUCAACCCGCUUCUCGGCAAGUCAUGAGGUGGUUUAUGUCAGUAGUAAUAGCUCUGCACCUAACUUUUGCACCAAUUGCUUAUUCGUGACAGUCGCGCUUCCACACAGACGAUUUUUGUUUUUCGUGAGACCGACAUUUCAUUACAUAUACAAAAUUCACGUGUGUUAAGUUGCAUUAGAAGUAUGGGCAUACAAUGGAAAUUCAUUUGCAGGACCAGCUGGCAGAGUGUAGCUAAUACACCAUGAGCACUAUGCAAAACUGGCAAGUUGGCUUUCCUGCACAACAAAAAAUUUCUUCCACCACCAAAAGCUCAUUUGCAAAGCAGAUUUUUGGAUAGAGUGUGGAUUGUUCAAAUGUGGUGCUGGCUAUUGUUCUGUAAUUGGAGCCUUACUUGCUUCUGGAUUUCAUUAUUUCAUAAAUCUUUUUCCCAUAGUCUAAUUCAGAAAUUGGGUUCUCUCCCAAAUCUAGCUUGGCUGCACUUGUCUGUCAGAAUGACAGGGAUUGUCUGUCGCGCUUUUAUACCUCCUCCUACCUUCAUGUUAACACUCAAUAACAAACCAUUAAAGAUCUUGAAUAAGUCAAAAUUCAAAAGAGUAACCUAUUUAUGCAGACAGUGAUGCAUUCUGUCUUUUGCUUUCAUAAAAGAAAUGCAAAGAUUGGUCAGUCAACAGGUUUAUUUUGGUUAGAGGACAGUGUUGUAGUGUAGCUGCCUUCCAAUUUUUUCAAAUCGCCUAUUGCAAUGAGGAUACGGUGUUACCCCAUCUUCUAGCCAGAGUCAAGCUUUUUUCGCACAUUUUUUAGUUGCCCAUUAAUUUGCUGCUGCUGUGAUAAUACUUGUCAUCCACUACAACAUAUACAAACUGGAUAGUAUGUUAGGUCUGCUUUGAGGACUCACCCAGGGUAAGGGGUCUGCAGUAAAGGGGAUCUCUAGGGGCUCAUGGGUCAAUAUAUGGAGAUGCUGUUCACUAUUUCUCCAACAAGGGAUUACAAAGAGCCUCCUACAAAUAUUGCUCCCAGGAUUUAUACCUACAUAGUAUGUUUCCUCACAGAACAUUAUGAAGCCAACAGACAAAUGGCUGUGGUUUUUAAUUUAGAUGAAUAAAUAAGUAUAACGAGAAAUUAAUGUGGAUGAAAAGGCAACUUGCUGCAGAUGAGAGCCGAACCCACAUCUGCAUUACCAGCUGCCUACACCUAAGUUUCUGUUACUAAAUGAUGCCUGUUGUAAAAAAGCAUGUGCUUCAUCUGCCGCCAUGACCUCAAGUGGUGCUGGUGCUGGCUAAAAUUCUUCAUUUCCAGAUUUUGUACUCGCACAAAUACCCAAAAUAAGCGGAUGGGAGGAUAAGCGCCACAGCACAAUUGUUAGAGCAGCGUAUAUGGAAGGUGUUGGGCUAGUUUCCAACAGGGGCAAAUUGUUUUCUUGUCCACAUUCAUUUCCCUUUUCCAUAUUAUUUGUAAAAUGAAAUUUAAAGAGACAAUUUUCUCUAAGCUUUCACUCUUUUCUUCCUUUUUUAUGCUUUAUUGUCUGUUGGCUUUGUAUGGUUGUAACAAAAAAGUGGGCCCUUUGGUUCCCCUUCUCAUUAUCUUAGAACAUUGAAGUUUUGCUGGAAAGUGUUAGCCUGUCUGCUUUUGCAGCAGCAUUCUCAUCCUGGAUUUUGACUAAACGGUGCAUGAUGAGUAAAUGAAGUCGGUGCAACCUUUUGGCAACCUCCUCAGCUGCUUUAUUUAUGCAGGAUGCCGAAGCCAUACAGGGUCGUCAAAUUUCCAAUGGAGGACGACACCAUUGCUGUGGUGCCAUCCUCUUGGAUGUCAGAGGACGAGCGUUAUUGUUUCUGGCCCCUGCAUACGAGGGGGUCAGAAGUAAAAUCCUGGGUCCAGAAACAACGUCCCCCAAGUGAAAACUGGGGGACGUACCCAGCGGUAGUCCUGGCGAGGUGCAGCACUUAUGAAAAGGCGCAGAAGAGGGCCAAGAAGGCGGAAUGCCAUUCUGCUGUCGACACCACGGAGCUGUCGGGCAUUGAAGCUGGCCAUGGUGAAGAGGGGCGUGCUGCUUCACCUCGACUGGAGCUACCUGCACCCCCUUCACCAUGCCCUGCAAGGGCACCAGCAGGGGAAAGCGCCACCGGCACAUCCCCUUUGGAGCCACCACAAAGGGAAGGUUCCGAGGAGAUGAUGUCGGUGCUGCUGCGGGUGCUGCGGGUGCAGCUGGAGGUGCGGCAGCAGAACAGGGACGUCUUGCAUGAGCUCCAGCAGCUGUGGCAUGAGGUACGGGUCGUGUCCGAGAGGCUGGAUGAAAUUGAGCCUCUCGACAGGACCCUCUAA
This is a messenger RNA of Dermacentor silvarum, 2354 nucleotides long. RefSeq lists its product as uncharacterized. The record is from RefSeq and is a predicted model, not a curated record. Bases 1767 to 2354 code for a protein of 195 amino acids. NCBI's taxonomy places the organism in Eukaryota, Metazoa, Arthropoda, Arachnida, Ixodida, Ixodidae. The transcript has 6 exons.